Penaeus vannamei (Pacific white shrimp) is the source of this 600-nucleotide messenger RNA. Lineage: Eukaryota; Metazoa; Arthropoda; Malacostraca; Decapoda; Penaeidae. The record is from RefSeq and is a predicted model, not a curated record.
AUGGCAUCAUGCACCGCCUUUGGUGACUGGCGGCGAGCUCACGGUCUCACGCCGGUCAGCCAGUCACUCCUCCCAACAGUCCCUCGCCAGUCAGCCAGUCACUCCCAGUCACUCCAAAGUUCUCCGCCAGUCAGCCAGUCAGCCAGUCACUCCCAACAGUCCUCGCCGUCAGCCAGUCAGCAGUCACUCCCAACAGCCCAUCGCCAGUCAGCAGUCACUCCAAAAGUCCCUCGCCAGUCAGCCAGUCACUCCCAACAGUCCCUCGCCAGUCACUCCUCAGCCAGUCAGCCAGUCCUCCUCCCAACAAGCCCCUCGCCAAGUCAGCCAGUCACUCCCCAAAAGCCACAGCCAGUCAGCCAGUCACUCCCAACAGUCCCUCGCCAGUCAGCCAGUCAGCCAGUCACUCCCAACAGCCCCUCGCCAACAGUCAUCCCCCAACAGCCCUCGCCCAGUCACUCCACAGGUCCCUCGCCAGUCAGCCAGUCACUCCCCUCCAGUCCACAAUCGGGAGGAACGGGAUCCGCCGGGCCUUCACCCGUCCGCGGCUGCUUGGGGGAAUCUCGAAGGCAAAGUGUUCCCCCUCUUAGUGGCUGGGGAUAA